Metschnikowia bicuspidata var. bicuspidata NRRL YB-4993 is the source of this 676-nucleotide messenger RNA. RefSeq lists its product as uncharacterized. The record is from RefSeq and is a predicted model, not a curated record. Bases 45 to 569 code for a protein of 174 amino acids. The transcript has a single exon. Lineage: Eukaryota; Fungi; Ascomycota; Pichiomycetes; Serinales; Metschnikowiaceae.
GUCAGAUCUCAAGUUGAAAUUAGAUAGACGGCGCGAAGCGCCGGAUGCCUGCCGAAGGGAACGGGAGGGCCACUAGUUAUCUUAUUUAUAACGUGAUAGUUGAGCUUAAAGAAAUUUAUAGAGUUGGGUCAAGAUACGCUGAUGUUUGUGGCUCGGACAUUUAUCUCUUUUCAUUCUGGAACUUUAGUUUUUAUGCUCCCAUGGAUAUCAAAAAAUCUAAGCUAAAGCUGGAUUUCUAUCUAGACAAGAUAAGAAACAAGGAAUGUCCAGAUAUACUUGACUGGGGUCAAAACCUCAACAAAGAAUACGUUGCUCAUUGUACUACUCGAGGUUAUCCCAACUACCAUUCAUUUGUGUCUAAUCAGGGCGAACAGGAGUGCAGGGACUUCACGGAACAUAGGAUUAUGUACUAUUUGAUCACCAGGCUUGUAAAGAAAAUUGAAGGCUACCCAGAAAUCUGCACCAAAAACUCAAAACGCAACCCGCGAUUCGUAGACAGCAAAGGUGAAAGCAAACGACCCAGGAAGGUCUGGAAUAAAAACCUCAAGGGAGACAGUAGGCUCAAAUGAGCGGGCAGGGCCGGAACCGAAGAUGUGAAGCAGAAGGGGCCGGCCGUCGGUCUGGGGUGUCACUCCAAGGGCCGCGACGAGCGUCGGCGAGAUAAAAAAUAUACGUG